Molecule: messenger RNA, 6379 nt
Organism: Cinara cedri
Lineage: Eukaryota; Metazoa; Arthropoda; Insecta; Hemiptera; Aphididae
Source: the annotation of a GenBank genome assembly
UGUACAAUGGUUAAGAUAACUAAUAGUACCACCACAGAUUUUAUUAAUAUAAUCAUUUAAUUAAUUAAGUAAUGCGAGAAUAACUGUUUGAUAAUCUGGCAACCCUGAGGGAAUGAGUGAGUACUAACCGCUAACGAUAUUGUUAUGAUCAAUAUCCAGUUGCAAACAACAACGAACUGUUAACCGAAACUCUUACGUCAAAGUACGCCUAAAUUUUUUUUUUAAAUUUUAACGGUCAACCGAUUGUUUUUGCGGACUACGAUUUACGAAGAUUUAGGAUGGACCAUUUUCAAACUGGACACGAUAUGGUGAGCAGAUAUUAGUGGCAUAAUCGGAAAUUGUUGCCUACUAACUCUAUACGCAUGCCUAACGGAUAACUUCAAGAAUUAAAACAAAUUGUGACAGUAGCUGCCCGUUGAUAAUCUCAUUGUAAUAAUUUAAUAUUGGUUUUUAUUAUGAUAAAGUUAGUACUUAGUAUAAUAUAUUUUAUAUGUUCUUCACUAGAGUGUGUUAUGUAAUACAGAACAGGUAACUGACAAACUGAUUCGUUUUUGAUCGUUCAUAUUCAAUCCAGUAUUAGACAUAAUAUCUUCUAAGUCCUUGGUGAUGGCAAACUAUGAAAACUAUAAAGUGUGAAUGCCGCAAUAAUCGUUUGUCAAGUUGAGCGGUGAAGACAGCCGCACAAAAUCGAAAACUGUAAGUACCUAUCCGACAAUAACGAAUUAUAAUUUAAAACGGCUGUGGUUGGAUACGAUUUCUUAAGGCGGCGUCGUAGUAUUUUAUAAAUUAUUUAGUCGCCCCUUGAUAUAUACUAUUAUUUGUCUGAUUUUCAUAGCGGUUUUACACACGAUCCGCGAAAUCUCUAUUUGAAUUUUCCUUUUUCGUGAAAUUAAAGCACGAUUCGCCGCUCAACCCGUAUCGUUUAUUUGCGAUUGUCAUUUUGACCGAGGUUAUUCGCUAUCACAAUACUUACCUGCCAAUAACGUGUAGAAAUAUUAUCAUAUGAAUACGUUGCUCUCCUAAGCAAAAACGCUGUAAGUCAAAAAAAAUAUAAAAAUAAGUUAUAUACAUUAAAAAUUCGUAAAAUUCAGACGUUUUAGGUCAAUAUGCCGUAUGUCUGAAAUAUUAUUCUAUAAAACAAUUAUUAUAAUAUUGGUUUUGACAAAAUGCUGUAAAUGAUCAAAAAAAUGCAUUUUUAUCAAAUAAAAAUACCGUUUAAUAUCCAUGCUAAACAAAAACAUUUGAUGGCAUUUUUGCUUAGUAGGUAGAAAAUAAAAAUAAUAAUUUGCGGCGUUUAUACUUAGUACAGAUAGUCGUUUUAUUUAUCGUAUUGUACCCAUUAAAUCAUCAAAAUAUACCUAAUAAAAGUUAAUAUAAUAAUAAAGAAACUUUAUAAAUGAUACAAUAUCAAUUAUUUGUUAGUUAUUUAUACAAUUAACCAUGGAUUCUAUUCACGAUUAUUCUGUACAGUUCUAUAUACCAAUAUUAACAAUCAAUGCAAAAAUUUAAGUAAGUACUUCGGAAUUUGUUUUUUUUUAUUUUAUUGCAUUUAUCAGUUAAAAUACCAUAUGCAAAUCCAUAUAAUACUUUAAUAAGUAAAAUAUAAGAGGUAUUAUGAAUUUUAGAAAAUCCAAAAUGAAAAACCUGUUUUUCUCAAAAACAUCUAAUGACCUAUGUCAUUUUUGCUUAUGAGGACAAUAUGUAAAUUGGGUAUAAACUUGUAUGAUAAGUAACUAUUUUAUAAUAAAAAUAUUAUCAAAAACAGCGUGACAAUAAUAAUUUGUAAUUCUAGGUACCUAAUUAUUGACUAGAACAAUUUGUAUACUAUGAUUAUUAAUUAAUUUUUGUUUAAACUAGGUAGCUAUAAUAAUCUGUAGCGCACAGAUAUACACAAUGAGUGAUAAACCUGAAGAAUUCUCUCAGCGUAUGUUAGAAAGGGCACUCAAGCGCCAAGAACUGCUAUCCACAGUGGUAACAUCUAGAAUAUUAGAACCAUUAGAGAUACCUGAAUCAGCAGAACCAAGAGCACUAUCAGAGAUAUCAGAGCUAUCAGUAGCAUCACAGCUAUCACCAUCAGAGUCACUUUAUUCACCAGCACCAAAAGAACCCACAAUACCAGAUGUGUCCUCAGCACUAACACAGCCAUCAGUAACAGAGUCUUCAGUACCAUCGAAAUUAACUGAGUCUUUAGUGACCUCAGCACUAGCAAAGUCAUCAAUACCACAGACAUCAACAGAAUCCUUUGUACCACCAGUGUCAUCAAAAUAUUAUGUUAAUACUGUAGAACCAUCAGUUUCUCUUUAUCAACGAAGACAGCGUCUUACUGAAUUAGCUAAUCGCAUUGAUUUAUGGACAUCAGAAGAGGAAACGAGUCGCUAUGCAAAAUCCAACGAAGUUAAAACCAAAUCCUCCACACAUAAUAUACAAUUAGAAGCACCAGUUGAAACUAUUACCAGUACUAACAAGGAAAAAACUAGAUUGGCAACUAAGCCUUCUUCUGGCCUAACUAAAAUUAAUGAAAAAUGUGGUUUUACAAAAUCCAAUAUCUUCAACGAGUUAGAUAAAUUGAUAAGUCUGCCUCCUUAUCGCCUAAAAACAAUUAAAAAACAUAAUAUAACAGACGCAUUUGGAAAUAAUUCAAUUUCUUCACAGCAAUUUCAUCCAAUACCAGUUCACAAUUCUUUGGAUGAUAAUGUUAAUGACUAUAAAAUUAAGGUUAAUGAAACACCAUCAGUUGCAGCACGUCGAGCAAUAUUUGAAAAAUUUACUGCUCAACCACAGAAUACAAAAUCAGUUAGCACUACUAAUGUUUCCGUGUCUGUGCCAAAAACCACUUCUGCCAUUGCAAAUUCUUCAGCUGUUAGAUCUAUGAAUACAGUUGAAAAUAAAUCCUCUGCUGUCACUGACAAUGCUAAUGCUACAGUUGUAACCCCCACUACUGAAAUUGCUAAUGAUACAAAUAUGAUUGAUACUUUAAGUAAAUCUCCAAAGUCUCUUAAAUACAGCCAUUUAUCAAUGCGUACACCCUCUGAGUAUAGAACUUUUGGGAGUACAUCACCGGUGAAUUGUGAUACUUGGAAUCCACCAUGUAUAAAAAACGUACUAUUUAAAAAGAAAUCGUCUGAUACAUUGGACACAUUAGAUAAUAUGUGUGAUGACGAUGGAGUAUUAGCCACCAGUAGUCCCUGCAAUACUUCAAUCGAAUCUCCAGCAGAUAAAAUUGUUAAGUCUGUUGGACGUGUACAAUUUAUGUCACCUUUGUCAACUAAUGGACUUUAUCCUAAAAUAGAGGUUAUUGACAACAUUAAAAAUGAAACUAUUUCAAUAGAAUCAGAAAACCAAUUAUCCAGUUCCAAGAGACGCAAUGAUGGAAGCAAUACUUUUAACAGUUCUACUCAAUCCUUUGAAUCAUUAUCUAAAUACUCUAACGAUGAUGAUGAAAGUAUAGUUGCCAAACGCCGGUGUGAAUUUGGAGUGGUAGACACAAAUUUGAUAGCUAUUAAGACAGAAACACCAUCAUUGCUAUCAGAUUCUGAUGGAACGUUUUCACAAACUUCCAACAGUUUUACAUUCUAUCAACCACCAAACAAUGAACUUUGUCAAGAUGAUGUAGAUACAAAACCACUGGCAUUUAAUGGCCUUGUUGAUUCUGAAAAGUCCCAAGACUUCAAAGAAACCGGACUGUUAGAAGAACCCAAAGAAAGACUUCAAACACACACAUUUACCCAAUCACCACUUAUACAUACAGUAAGUAUGUAUCGUAAGCAGCAACAACUCAGACUAGCUAAUAACAAGAUGAAAACUAACGAACAAUAUGAAGAAGAAUCCCCGAAAAAUAAUUAUAUUGAUGAUGAGGAAGAGGUAAGAGCGUUGGAAAUUACAGCAGAACGUAUAGAAAUUUUAGAGAAUACAGUUAAAGAGCAAAAUAGCAUAAUAAGCCAAGCCACCCAAGCACUGAAUAUAAGUGAUAUGUAUAGACAAAAAGCCUCACAGUCUGAUGAAUAUUCAAAUGAACAUUUGCAUGCUGAGCGUCUUUUACUGAUUGCAAAUUUAAAGCGAACAGAUGCAGUGCUUGAGGUGCAGAGACUACGUUAUGAACAUCAUCUAUCCCCCACAGGCAUUGCUGGAGGAUUUCGCUUUCGCCCCCCUGGAAAUGGCAAGAGACUUGUUAUUGACAGUCUACGUAUCCCUUUAUUGACUGCAGUGAGAAAUUGUUCUACUAAGAACAAAAGUGAUCCUAAAACUUUAACUAAAUGGCCUCAGGAAAUUAGGUAUUUUGUGUGUGUUGUUCGAGCGACAGCUACAGUGUACCGACCACCUAUAACAACAGCUACCCGACCUCUUGAUGCCAUAAAAGAGUCAAUUUAUCGGUUCACUGUAGGCAAUCGCAUUCCGUACAAUGAGCUUGGUUAUGGGUAUGUAGAGUUCAUUAUCAAACCAAAUAGUAGUUCUGGCCGCAGGUAUCCUGAUGCUGAAGGUGCCCCUAUUAUAAUUGAUGGUUUGGACAAUAGUGGGUGGAAAAUAACGGUAGAGUUAUAUGGGCUCUAUCCAACAGCAUCUAACGUGAGUUCUGGUAAUGAUAAGGAACAUCAUGAAAAAAGUGUACUGGACAAGUUGUGGUCUUCAGUUACACCAAACAAAGAAUCAAAAAAGCAUAAUUUUUCAAAAGUUCCAAAGAUAGAAUCACCUGGGGGAUCAUCAGCGGUACGGACUUCAAUGUAUCGUCAACUAGCUUACUUUGUGUUUUCUAGCAACGAGGUGGGUCGCAGACAGUUUACCCUAAAUAAGGUUCAUCAGUCCGGAGGUAUUACAAGUACUUCAAAAUCUGCUGUACCAAUUGAUGAACCAGAAGUUGCACGUAUAUGUAUGCAGAUGCUUGAAGAUGGUGAGGAAUACGUUCAAUCAGACUUAAAUGGUAGUAUUUCGUCUACAAGUCAUGAGGAGAAUUUGGUAAUAAAACCUUUGAAAUUACCAUCCAAGUGCAAGAUUACUGAAGGAUUUAUUACACUAUUCGAUGACUUUGCAUUACGCAUUCCUUUUGAAUUUGAAUCAAAUGAAAUACCAAGAUGGCAGAAUUUCUCGAACAAUAAUACCAAUAGUUUAAGCAAUGCUUUGUGGACUCGUUUAUGGUUUAAAGUCGAAAUCAUUAAUGAUCCUAAUGCUCAGAAGGAUGAUCAAAAUUAUGAGAUAAUAAAUAAAGAAAAAAUAUAUCCACAAACUGUGAUAUUAAAAUACUGGCUGUAUCCUGAGCAUUUUGAACAAAACCGAGAGCCAAGGGGUAUCAUUGAUCUAAGUGGUUGUUUGCCAUUAUUAAAUGGAAUGUUAAAUUCAAGUGAUCUUAGACAAUCACUUCCUAUUGUCCAGCCAUUUUUGAAUUCAUCUAUUAGACCAAAUACAGUGCGGCUACUAUUUUCUGCCAGUUAUCAAAUUCAUAAUGCAGAUAAUUAUCGUGAUGAUAAUGUUAUGAAUGAACCAUUACUACUAGCUUUUGAUACACUAAAGGAGCGAGAUGAGUGGUGUAAUACAAUAAAUGAAGCUGUGAAUGCCAUUGCUGCACACCAUGAACAGUUCAACAUAGUUCGUAAAUUUCGUGAUUAAAGAACAACAGUUAAUAGGAAUAUAAUAAUCCCGCUACAAAUAAUUCAUGUAAUCCAUAACAAAUCAUUAUAGAUAUUAUUUUUACCUCUCUCCCUUUCAUUGUAUGAUCUUUAUCUAGCUAUUUAUACACAAUUAUAGUUUUAUUAUAACAUAUAAAGAAUAUUAUUACUUUUUUAUUAUUAGAGUAUAAAUAAAUGUAAAAUGUCUUCAUUUUUUUUUUUUUUUUUUUAGAAUUUAUAUUGAAUGUAUGUGUGUUUGUAUUGUGCUUUAUACUAAAUGCAAUUAUUUAAUUAUAAACUAUUUGUAAUUUAUAUAAAUUAUAUUUACUAAGAGUUAUACAAUUUUUCACAAUUUAUUGUAGCUAAGCUUUAUUAUUAUUUGUAUGACUAUAAUAAAAUAAAUAUUAAUGUUGCAGUUUCAGUAAAACAGCCUAAUUUCAUGUUGCAUAAAAAUAGUCCGGCACUGUGACCACUAUGAAAUUUCAGCAUUGUUAUAAUAGGUACAACUUUUGUUUUGUAAAAUGUCACCAAACAAUUACCAAUACAAUAAUAUAUUAAUACAAAUAGUAGUGCUUAUUAUUUUGACAAACAGUAGGUAGUUCUGUGACUUGCGACUUGAGUCUAGUGACUUAGUUUUUUUUUUUUUUUUAAAUAGAUACCCUGGCUAGACCAGCUAUGGAUGAACGUUCAUUUGUUUACUAAAUUGGAAGUUAAAUCAGUUUGCUUAAGCUUUAUUGUUUUUGCAAAAGAAGAUUUAUUUUAUAAGAUCAAUAUAAUGUAUA